AUGCGCCAGAACAUCAGGCUGAUGGUCCACAAAGGAACUCGGGGUUUGCCAUGCCUUCAGGUUAGGGACCAAUUUCCAAGAGUGGAUAUGACAAUUGGGCUAAGUAAGAUUCUACUCUCACGAGUCAGUUUCUUCAGAGAGGUGGAAAUCCUUGACUGGAAGACAAAGAGACAGCUAUGCUUCCUAGAUAAGGUGGAACCAAAUGCCACAAUCAGGGAGAUCAGAUUGAUGUUCCAUAAAUUAUAUCCUCAGUGGUAUCCAGCAAGGCAGUCGAUAAAACUUGAUCCAAAAGGAAAGUCCCUGAGGGAUGAGGAAAUCCUGCAGCACCUCCCUGUUGGCACAACUGCUACCUUAUACUUUAAAGAUUUAGGGCCACAGAUAGGAUGGACUACGGUGUUUUUGAUAGAAUAUACAGGUCCAUUGUUCAUCUAUUUUCUGUUUUAUUUCCGCAUGCCUUUUGUCUAUGGACUGGAUGAGAGGUUUACAUCAAGCCCGCAUCCAGUAGUUAACUUGGCAUGUAUCUGCCAUUCUUUCCACUACAUCAAAAGGUUGAUUGAAACAGUAUUUGUUCAUCGGUUCUCCCAUGGGACUAUGCCACUGAGGAAUAUUGUGAAGGACUGCUUGUAUUACUGGGGGUUUGCAGCUUGGCUUGCUUAUUAUAUAAAUCAUCCUCUUUACACGCCUCCUUCUUUUGGGAAAAAACAGAUAAAUUUUGCUGUGAUCAUGUUUCUGCUGUGUGAAGCUGGAAAUUUUUCCAUUCAUGUUGCCCUCAGUGACCUCCAGAGAAAUGGAUCCAAAACUCGUAAGAUCCCAUAUCCAACAAAGAAUCCUUUCACAUGGCUGUUUUUCUUUGUAUCUUGCCCUAACUAUACAUAUGAGGUGGGGACCUGGAUCAGUUUCACUAUCAUGACUCAGUGUGUUCCAGUGGGGCUGUUCACCUUGCUUUGCUUCAUUCAGAUGACAAUCUGGGCAAAGGACAAACACUGCACCUACCUACGAGAAUUCAAGGAUUAUCCAAGUCUUCGAAUGCCAAUUAUUCCCUUUUUGUUGUAAGAAAAAAUGUUUAAUUUGAAUUUUGCACAGAACAUGAAGAAAAAGCUCAUAAACCUGAAAAAUAAGUGAAUUAAAGGAAUUAAAAGGA
Eurypyga helias (sunbittern) is the source of this 1141-nucleotide messenger RNA. RefSeq names its product trans-2,3-enoyl-CoA reductase (gene TECR). Gene Ontology annotation, biological process: very long-chain fatty acid biosynthetic process. The coding region runs from base 1 to 1053 and encodes 350 amino acids. NCBI's taxonomy places the organism in Eukaryota, Metazoa, Chordata, Aves, Eurypygiformes, Eurypygidae. The transcript has 15 exons. The record is from RefSeq and is a predicted model, not a curated record. Gene Ontology annotation, molecular function: oxidoreductase activity, acting on the CH-CH group of donors.